UUCCAAAGGCAGAAUUCAUGGGUACAUAUGGUGUCCACGUGUGUAUACCUGCAGAGUUGUAACAUGCGGGCAUUUCUCCCCCACCCCGCCAUUCUGGCUUCUUGCACCGUAACAGCUCGACAGAACCUUGGCGUCCACAAAAAGGACUUGAGGUGGGACAUGGAAGAACAGGGGCUCUUCCUGGUUUGUCCACCCGGCCCAGACCUCCACUCCUCACCCAACCUACCACUUCAGAGCCAGAAAAAGACCUCAGAGAACAUCUGCUCCAACUCCACCGAGGCUCAGACAGGACAACGAGAGUGUGCUGGACACCGGGAAAUGUGGUCCAGGAGCAGUCACAGUCCCUACAGACCUCCCACAAAUUACCGUAAUGCAAAGGAAGGCCCAUCUGUGCACCAUGACCUUGGAACUCAACGUGAGAUCCCUGGACCGGCAGCAGCACCUGGAAGCUUGUUGGAAAUGCCGAUCUCAGCCUGGGGUCUGAAAACAGUGAUGCCGACAGACAGACAGAUUUCCAAAAGAAAGGUCCCACUCAGCCAAGGACAAAGGGGCCUCGCAGAGGCUCCUGGGGGUCAGAAAGCUGAGAGUCUACCGGGCAGGUGCCUUCUGCACCCACAGGCACAAGCUACAACAGCUUUCCAAGAAGCGCAUCCACAUCGUCCCCAGGUCCAGAUGCCCACAUCGCCCUGCAGGGACCAAGACCACACUCAGGCUGCUUGGACAGUAUGUAGCGGGUCACUGUUCUGGAGCUGGCCCCCCUGUAGCCUGUGACAAUCAGCUCAAGUCUCUCUGCCAGGUCUCUGCCUUCUGUUCUUCUUGCCCACCUUAAAGCAGAGUUGACGUUUCGGGUUUUUCCAGCAGACAAAGCUCACUCAAUCUGACGUUGUGGACGUUGUUAAUUUAACAACCAACCCAUCCUCAUGUUGAGAAACCAGCUCCAAAUGCUCACCUGGCUGUCAGGGAUGGGGAGCCUCAUGGGUGAAAGAGGGAUGUGAUGGCAUAAUUUAAACCAAAAGAGGCAUUUGCGGUUGCCCGUGUUGCCCCAGGCCUGCUGACCUCCUGCUGUGAACGUUUUGGGCAAUACCAUCUCUGCCAGUGACCCCCAAUUGUCCACUUGUCUCCGGUAAGAUCAAACCAUGUAAGUGCCAUUUCUGACAACUUGGGUGAACGUUGGUUUCAAAUCAUCAGCUCUGCAUUCAAGCUCUACAAUUCUGGCUCACUCUGUGCGAAUAACUGCCUGCCUGGGCACACUGCCGUUGCUGCCUCCCAAAGGGCAGUUUCUGGGAUCCCAGGUCAUCCAGGCUGGAUGUGGCUCGGGAGUGACCUGUGGCACCAGGUUGGGGGCAGGUCUCACCUCUCCUUUCUGAGCUGUGGACUGCAGCUUCAGGACCCUAUGGAUGAGGCUGAAUGUCAUGAAGAUAAUGGAAUUUGGAGUCUGAACAAAGCCAAGCCACAUGCCGGAGAUUCACCGCCUGGGGCCCAGGAUCAGAAGUGUGCCCUUAGGAGGCCAAACAGCCACCUGUCUACCAACUAGACAUUUGGUCCCAGAUAGCAAGAAAAGCUGUGUAUAUGUCGUUAGGGGGAACACCACGGUCUUCGGCAUGAGAGAGGUGUAAUUCUCAAGUUCAUCAGAGCUCGGCUUCCCCCAUGAGAGGAAACAAUUUGCCAGGUUGAAGAACACAUGCCUUGAGGGUUCUCAGAGGCUGAUACCUGUUGCGAAUCUUGGAAACUCAAGCCCCAGUGCAAACGGCCUUGAAGGAGGUCGAGCAUCAUGGUUCCAACAAGUGGCUCGCUUUAAUAAAUAACCCAAUGUGUAAGCAGAAUUGCAAUGCAUCCGUCCUUCCCUAAUCAUCACGUGGCUGUCAUCUGGUCAAUGAACUGAGGCCCGAAGGCUUGAGUCAAACUGGUUUUCAAGGCUGUGCUCAUGGGAUUUAUAUGUUUCUUGAGUCCUGUUGGAGGCUCUUGGCAGGUGUGAACAUUAAACAUUUCUUUUCCUCCUUUUGCACACUGCUCCAACCAAAAGAGUUGGAGCGAACUAGCUCUAUGUCAUUUCUGUGUUGUAAACGGGAAAUUAGCUACCCCAUAACUUCCCAUUGUCUCCUGAGAGGUUACAAAGUGUGUUACAGAUAUUAGCAAGUGUUAAUCCUCACGAUGUCCCUGGGAGGGAACCAGAAGUAUCAUAGAUGACGACAUUGAGGCACAGAGAGGUGAGGCCACUGGGAAGAAGCCACACAGCAUAACAGUGGCAGGUCAAGAAAAGGGCUGGGGUUCUCCCCACCAAUACCGAAUGAUUUUGCUCUGUGGAGUUUGUCUCUCGGUUAGGACAUUGGUGAGCUAUGUCACCUAUGUUUCAGGUGACAGGGACAUCACAAGAAAGUUUGUUGGGUUAACAAUAUUGAGCAUUUCCCUGCCCCAGACCCCAAACUCAUCGCCACACUCCAUACCAUUGUCACUGAUGCAGAUAAUGGGGUUUGGAAUCUCAGUAAAGCCAAACCACAGGCCAGAGAUUCACCAUAUGGGGCCAUCGGUCAUCCCCGAUCCUGUUGUCCCAAUAGCUUUCAUUCUGGUGAUAGGAUAUCUGCAUCUCCUAGAAAUGUGGCUGCUAAGCCCCACUCCUGCAUGGAUCAUUCACCGGCUCCCCACUCAGCGUAGCCACUCCUGGGUGGAUCGGCAAACAGCUCUUCAAUACCUCCGCCCCCAUGUGUCACAGAGCUUUUCAGGUGGAAGGAUUUUGCAUUCUCCCAAGAGAGAUUCAGUGAGCCAAGUCAGGACCCAAGUUCUCAGUCCAGGGUAAGGGUGCUGCAGCCGAGAGCCCCCCAACCCCCGCCCUGUCUGACGUCUUGGCGAGAGGCAGCACUUCUUGCACCCAGCUCUGCCAAUGCACUGGGCGCUGGGGUGUGGGGUUGGGGUCCCCUCUGCUCCCGCCGGAAGGGUGUUUUGGGAAACUGUGGGCCUCUUCCCACCUUGGCAGCUCAGUUUAAGGCUCCAGGGACUGCUUGGCUGCUCCACAGUGACGGUCACUCUGAGGUGGAGCCUGCGUAUCAUGGAUGGAGGCAGGGCCGGACACUGUGACAGGUCCUCUGGGCCAAUCUCCAGCUGAACAGGAAAGUCCAUGGCCCACCCAAGACAGGUGGGCUGGUGUCUUCUCUCUCCUGGGCGCUGUGGAGCUGAAACCGCAGAGUGCGUUGGGAUUUUGCCCAGGAGCAGGGGACAUCCUCAGCCUGCAGCCGCUAUGUACAGUGAGAACGACACCUGGGGCCAUCUGGCUUCUCUUCCUUCCUGGGUCUCUCACGUUGGGUCUGGUGGAGCCACCAGUUCCUUACACGUUGGUGACCUCCAGGCUGCUGUAGCCUUCCAGACGGCACUGUUCCAGCCUGCUUUGGGGGUCAUCGUCUCCACAAUCUUCGUUUUGAAGAGAGCCAUAGUCAUCAUGGAAAUCGGGAUCUUUGCCGCUGAAGCCCCUUCCUAUCUUCCCCAGGGGCAGCUGAGAAGACAAGAAUAUGAUCAAAGGACAGGAAGAAGAGAAACAAGAAUUAAGAACGAAGGUCUGGGAAAUGUCUCCAAUUCUAAUUGCUCUGUGAUUGAGUAACUUACUUAACCACUGUGUGCUCUUCCUAUUAGUAAUAAUACUCCCUGCUCAGGGAGGCUGAGGGGAGUUUGUGAAUGACCAUUAGGGGAGAGCUUUGUGUCCCCCCCCCGCCCCCGGAAGGAUUCAGUUGGUUACCAAGGGUGAGGACAAAUAUUGUCGGUCUGAUUAUUCCUGAUUCACAAAAGCCUCCUUCUUCCCUCCUUGAUGGGUGGAGAGUUGAGGAAGUGUGUCCUGGAGACUACCUGUGAGAAUGUCUGAGGAGGCCUGUGAGGUGACUGCACUCCCAAGUCAAGGAGGAACAUUCUGGAAGGCCUGGUGUGGCAGAAAGAAUGCGAGUUUUGGGGACUCACAGACCGGGGUUCAGAUCCCUGCUCUGCCACUUUCCAGCUGUGUGACCUUGGACAAGUCACUUCCCCUCUCUGAGCCCAUUUUCUCAGCUACAAAAUGGGAAUAGUUUUUUUUUUUUUCUGAGACGGAGUCUC
Molecule: messenger RNA, 4071 nt
Organism: Nomascus leucogenys (northern white-cheeked gibbon)
Lineage: Eukaryota; Metazoa; Chordata; Mammalia; Primates; Hylobatidae
Exons: 5
Coding region: 28-771 (247 amino acids)
Source: RefSeq, a predicted model, not a curated record